Lepisosteus oculatus (spotted gar) is the source of this 2972-nucleotide messenger RNA. RefSeq names its product transmembrane protein 170B (gene tmem170b). Gene Ontology annotation, biological process: negative regulation of canonical Wnt signaling pathway. Lineage: Eukaryota; Metazoa; Chordata; Actinopteri; Semionotiformes; Lepisosteidae. The record is from RefSeq and is a predicted model, not a curated record. Gene Ontology annotation, cellular component: plasma membrane.
UGCAAACAACUGCACACAAUAUACUCUAUGUAUUGUUUAAAAACACUUAAGUUUUUAACAAACCAAUGCAAAACAUUUUAUCCCAACACUCCCAGUAAUGUUACUUGUUUCUAACAAAUGCUUCACAGUCCUGUCAUCCGUAUUUAAGAGAUUUUUCCAGGUAGUCUGAGGCUAAAGAGGGUUUUUUUAAUUAUCACUGUUACUCCCCUUUAAGAUUCCUGUCGCCUUUAAGUGCUUUGUAGUGGUACUGCUGAUAGUGGGAGGACUGCGCUUGGCUCUUUACUUCAUCAUGGCCCCCAGCUCGCAGCUGUCUUGUCUAAGGCAGAGCAGACGGGCAGUUGGCACUACCCUUUCCAAAACCGAACCGGUCUAUCUCAAAACCCAUUUCAGGUAGAGGCCACGGCGAAAAAGCCUCUUCGGCCUCCAUGUCUUCAUCAAGACCCUAUAGCUUGUACAGUAACUUGACAAAGCGUGCAAACCCGGGCAGCUCCGGUAGAAACAUGAGGGAUUACUCCAUCAACCUCUCGGUGCAUCAAGCGCUGAGUCUUUGGGUCCAAAGCACUGCGCCGGAUCUCCAGCACUUCACAGAGAUGUGGUACUGUGUAUUCCUGUGGGCCCUGUUCUCUUCGCUGUUUGUCCACGGUGUGGUGGGCGUGCUGAUGUUCAUCAUGCUGCAGAGGCACAAGCAGGGUCGGCUCAUCGCCCUCGUCCUGAUCAGCGUGGGAUUCCUGGCCUCAGUCACUGGCGGGGUCAUCACGAGUGCUGCUGUGGCAGGCGUGUAUCGGGUAGCAGGGAAGAACAUGAAACACAUGGAAGCCUUGGUUUUCGGCGUGGGACAGACCGUGCUCACCGUCGUCAUCUCCGUCUCCAGGAUCCUCGCCACACUCUGAAGGAGCACCCCUCUGCCCACGGCACGAGAUGGGCUGAAUUCUGAGCUUCCUCCGGGCCUUCUGAUUGGAGCCUACAGGAGGAGAGGGGACAGUACCCUUGGAGGAGUCGGCGUGUUGGAGCAGGAGCCUUUCGGGGCCUGAGUUGUCUGCAGGCCUAGGUUAGAAUUAUCUGAGCACUCCCUGGUGUUCAAGCUGUUGCACUACUGCACCUCACGUGCCUCUGUCAAAGGCCAGGUGCAAGGAGCACAUUGUCACGGCAUCUCGAAGCCUUCUGAUCACCAAGCACUUUGCACAUCUCAUGGCCGGCUUAACCCUGGCCAGCAGAGAGGAGCGGUAAGAGCUAUACAAGGCUUACCAAUAUGCAUGGGCUGCAGGAUCUCUGCUCUGCAUCAGCGUCAUGUGCCAAUAGGACUUUUUACAAGUGUAAAUAAACUUUUAAAAAGGGAUAAGAAGAUCGAAACUGGGAGUCAGACGUUUGGUAGGAAGCCGUAUUGUUUUCCCUGUGUGAGAGGGAAUGUGUAAGGGUGCCAUUUUGUUUGCUGCUGUUGUAGACGUGAAAUUACAGUCGUGUACAGACUUACAUGUUACAUGUGAAAGUUCGGGCUUUUCUGCAGUAGCCUUGGGUGUCUGCUCCACUUCUGGCAAAUCCAUUUAUAGAUAUGUGUGUGUAUAUAUAUUUAUUUUAAUUUAUUCAUGUCAUUUUCUGCUAUCAGUGAGCACGUUCCUGCAUCAUGGCAGUCUGUUAACUCACAACGACCUAAUAAAAGAGUAGCUACAAUGUGCAGCGACAGUACAGAUCAUUCAAAAUGUUUGUGCUGGAGGCAUGCCAGUAGCUGAGAAACUAAAUAAUUUUGCUGGUUUUCUCAAACUACUUUUGCCUGCCUUAGUAUUGUGGUGCUAGUGAAUGGCACCCCUUUUUCUUUUGAGCUACAGUACAAAAGCUACUUCUCAAAACAAAUAACCAAUCCAAUUAUUCCACAGUAUUUUCAAUUACAGAAGGCAAUGUGAGUGGUUUGUUAGCAUAAGCAGUUGUAGUGCACUUUACAGAGGUUUAAAAGUUCCUCUUCUAAACUGUGGCACGUUGGGGAACUACUGUACAGUAUGUGGGGGUCCACAGAUGUUGCAGUAUCUGUUAUCACAGCAGCUGCCCCUGCACAGACAACAGACAGUUCCUUCUCUGGAUUGUGGUGUUUAUCAUUCUUUAUCAAUAUCUCAAACUGGACCUUUUUUGAGGAUGUAGUGUAUGUGUAGUCAUUUAACACUGUCAAUAAUCCUAUAAGCAACAAGCACUACAAAAUGUGUGAAAGGGCAAAUUAAAUCCCUUUUAAGGUAGGGAUUUUAUACCACCCCCCUGACGAAUAAUGGAAAACACCAAUAGUGACGAGUUACAGUAUUUUCAAAAAUGUAAAAUGGUCCAUCCCUUUGGAAUGGAUAGUCUCUAUGACUCAGUUAUUAUCAUAUUAUAUUGACUCCUUGACAUCAAAUUUUAUCUUAAUUGACCAAGAAAGCUCUCCAAGACGCAUGUCCCAUGGCUACUCAUCUUCCAUUUUGUAUGAUAAUGUGUAGCUCUCUGCAGCACCUUUAGAUGAUUUCUCAUGAUUUCUUAUGAUGGCAAGAAUGAUUCCUCUAUCAGUGUUAAGAAUUCUGAAUUUCUGUGGAAGGACUUAGAAGUCAAAUGCUUCGUUAUUGUUGGACAGUGUGAAAUAAUUUAUUGUAUUUUUAUUAACUUCAUGCAUCAUAGUUGAGCAUAAUGAAUGAAAAAAGAGCUUUUAUUUCGAGCCCAGAACUGUAUUUUUUUUGCAAAAUAAUGCAAUAUCAAAGUUAGAAUAGAUGGUUUUUCUUUGAGACCAUUGACCAGUAAAAGAUUACAGCAUUAAAUUGAGAGUUGACUACAUAAGAUGAAGAUCUCAGCUCCAUAUGUUUUCAGUAUUAUUUUUUGAUAGCUGAGAGUCACCCUGGAGACACUAAUUUGGCAGGAGAACAGCUGCACCAUUACCGCACCAUUACUCAAAAAGAGUAGGGGUGUAACCCCGGUGUCCUGGCCAAAUUUCCCAUUGGCCCUUACCAAUCAUUGCCUCCUAA